AGAGUUUCUAUCAAUUUUCCAGCAGGCGUCACAGUUUUUUGUAACUUUUCAACACGAAGAAAGGAAACGUAGUUCAAUUUAGCAAAUUAUAGCAGCCGGUCGUCCAAAGUUUCAGAAAACUCACCGGCGAUUACGAACCCCCAAAUGCUUUGCAAAUCGCUCCUUUUGACCGCGCCAUGUACGGUGCUGCUUCUGCUGGCCGCAGCAGCGCAGUCGGCGGCUGCGGCGCAGUCAGGACUGCAGCCAGGUGGCAAGUUAAUCGAGUUGGACGAGGACAAUUGGCACCUGAUGCUCCAGGGCGAGUGGAUGAUUGAGUUCUUUGCCCCGUGGUGCCCGGCCUGCAAGAACCUGGCUCCCACCUGGGAGCGCUUUGCCCGCGUUGCCAAGGAUGUCCAGGUGCAGGUGGCCAAGAUCGAUGUCACCACUUCGCCCUCGCUUAGUGGGCGCUUUUUUGUCACUGCCCUGCCAACCAUCUACCACGUAAAGGAUGGCGAGUUCCGUCAGUAUCGCGGCGCCCGGGAUGGCGAUGCCCUCCUGUACUUCGUGAAGAAGCAGCAGUGGCAGAGCAUCGAACCCUUGUCCGCCUGGAAAAAGCCCGAUACCAUCCACAUGUCCGUGCUGUCCUACUUCUUCAAGCUGUCCCACACUCUAAAGGACUUCAACGGGCGGCUUCAAGAGGAGUACGGACUGCCCACGUGGGGCUCCUACGCCCUCUUUGCGAUCGCCACCAUCUUCGUUGGCGCCGCCCUGGGGCUGCUGCUCGUGUGCCUUGUGGACUUUGUGUAUCCACCCAAGAAAUCGCAACGCCAGAGCUUCUCUGAGUCCCAAGACAAUCUUACUGAAGGUCUGGAAGAUUUAGCCACCGAGGAGAUCGAGGACGAUGGUGAGGUCGAGGAGAACGACGAUGAGCAGCGCGAGAGCGACGAGGAGGAGCCUGAGGACGAUGAAGAGGAAGAGGAGGAUAGCGAGGAGCAAGCGGGCGAUUUGGCAUCUGAGGGGAAGGAAGCCGAAGGUGAGCCGGAGAAAACCGGAAAAACACAGCCCAAGCAGGUUGGAGAUUCUGCGCCCGAGAAGACGGAACAAGUGCGCAAGCGUAAGCCUCGCAAGGGCGACUAGGGGCAGCCAAAUUCCCCAGGAUCACCAGGAUCACUAGCCUUAGCGAUCAGAAGCGGCAACAAAAAGACUAACACACAGAAUCGAGAGAACACAACCUCUUACCAAGCAUCAUUCGAGCAGAUUUCCUGCUUUGCCUUCGCGCACAAAACUUAUGUUUUCCCCACUUAAUCCUAGCCUGAUACUGGCAACCCAUGUAUUUCUUAAUUAUGUAAAAGAAAAUUAUAACCCGUUAAGCAAAAACAAGCGUAACAAUAACUAAAUUUAAAUGUAGUCAUACACUUUUAUUUUCUUUUGCCAAGCAUUGUAUUCUCUUAAGCAUUUCAUUUGUAAUUGCAUUUCAAAUUGCAAAUUGUAUUAAAUUUUCGUAUUACAAAAUAAACUAAAGACCAAUUAAA
Molecule: messenger RNA, 1511 nt
Organism: Drosophila ficusphila
Lineage: Eukaryota; Metazoa; Arthropoda; Insecta; Diptera; Drosophilidae
Product: thioredoxin-related transmembrane protein 1
Source: RefSeq, a predicted model, not a curated record